Prunus mume (Japanese apricot) is the source of this 575-nucleotide messenger RNA. Lineage: Eukaryota; Viridiplantae; Streptophyta; Magnoliopsida; Rosales; Rosaceae. The record is from RefSeq and is a predicted model, not a curated record.
AUUUUGUUCUUAAUGUUUGACAUUCAUGUCUCCAGUUCUUAGUGAAAUCCUCCGUUCCGGGUUUAUGGUCGAUUCCUCCCUCAGGCGCAGGACCCAUUUAGUUCAAUCUUUCUCUGUUGUCUUCCUCUACUGGUUUUAUGUGUUUUCAUAAAUCAGCUCCCAUCACUCCCUCAUAUAUAUGAUAUAUCUAUCUAAUAUAAUAUAAUAUUAUAUAUAUAAAGUUUCUGUUAAUCUUAAUAGUUUGGUCCUCUGUUUCUCUGUUAUGGCUUCCUCUAGUGGGAAUUCCUCUGGUUCCACUCAGCUUCAGAACUCUGGUUCUGAAGGGGACUUGCAGCAUCUGAUGGAUCAGAGAAAAAGGAAAAGAAUGCAAUCAAACCGCGAAUCGGCGAGGCGGUCCCGGAUGCGAAAGCAGCAGCACUUGGAUGAUCUGAUGGGCCAAGUGACGCAGCUGAGGAAGGAAAACAACCAAAUCUUGACCAGCAUAAACAUCACGACCCAGCACUUGAUGAAUGUUGAGGCUGAAAAUUCAGUCUUGAAGGCUCAGAUGGAAGAGCUCAGCCAAAGACUGGAGUCUC